Molecule: messenger RNA, 657 nt
Organism: Myotis brandtii (Brandt's bat)
Lineage: Eukaryota; Metazoa; Chordata; Mammalia; Chiroptera; Vespertilionidae
Product: baculoviral IAP repeat-containing protein 6-like
Exons: 4
Coding region: 1-642 (213 amino acids)
Biological process (GO): negative regulation of apoptotic process
Cellular component (GO): nucleus
Molecular function (GO): ubiquitin conjugating enzyme activity; cysteine-type endopeptidase inhibitor activity
Source: RefSeq, a predicted model, not a curated record
AUGGAACAAGCCUAUUCCACAGGAACGCCUCAGGUAUCAAGCUCUCAUAACCCUACAUCAACAGAAGAACAGCAGCUAUAUUGGGCCAAAGGGACUGGUUUUGGGACAGGCUCUACAGCUUCUGGAUGGGAUGUGGAACAAGCUUUAACUAAACAGAGGCUGGAAGAGGAACAUGUUACCUGUCUUCUGCAGGUUCUUGCAAGUUAUAUAAAUCCUAUGUGUGGUGCAAUAAAUGGAGAAGCUCAAUCAUCUCAUGAGAGCAGAGGACAGAACAGUAAUGCCCUUCCUUCUGUACUUCUGGAGCUUCUCAGUCAGUCCUGCCUCAUCCCUGCCAUGUCAUCUUAUCUAAGAAAUGAUUCAGUUCUCGACAUGGCAAGACAUGUGCCACUCUAUCGAGCUCUGCUGGAAUUGCUCCGAGCCAUUGCUUCUUGUACGUCCAUGGUGCCUCUAUUGUUGCCCCUUUCUACAGAGAAUGGUGAAGAGGAAGAAGAACAAUCAGAGUGUCAAACUUCUGUUGGUACAUUAUUAGCCAAAAUGAAGACCUGUGUUGAUACCUACACCAACCGUUUAAGGUACUAUACUUUAUUCAUUUCUCUUGUCCUUGACUUUAUCUUUUUUUAUAUAACUUUUAGGGUUUUCUAAAUGAUUUAUGCUAAU